AUGCAUCGUGUCGCCGCUGGCUUGUGCUUGUCAUUGCUCUUUGGGCCCUGCAGCAUACUUGGACUUGGCCUCCCGACCGACUCGCGGAAAGCCGCUCUGGGUCGAGUAGUUCUCGAUGCGGCAGGCAAUUUCGAGGAUGUGAUGGCGCCUGAGGAGUCUUGGGAGGUGGUUAGGGACAGUCCUUCCAAGCUGGAUGAGACCCUUGGCUCAUCUCACCCAGGCCGGGCAGAAGUGCAACAGACCGAUCAAGAGACCGUGGCCGCAGAGCCCCCAGCCUUCGUGAGCCAGACGGAUGUGGAGGACUUUUCUUUUCGACGGAGGAGGUCGCGGUAUGGGCCGCUUAGGCCUAGGCUGCCCCCUAGAGCGGAAAGGGAAAGGCGGCAACCCAGAGCAACUAGGCUGCCCCCUAGAGCGGAAAAGCCCAGAGCAAGCAGCAGACGUGCGCAAAAUUCUCUCACUCACGAUCUCUGUAGCGGGAAGAAAUCAGCAGGACAGAAGCACCUGCUCAUUAACCUGGUCUUGACACAUUACGGCGAUUGCAGCAUUGUCGGGGACGGGCUGUUCUUGAAUCUGCAUGGCACCCUACUCAUCACGGGGAACUUGUACCUGCAAGGACAAGUAAGGAUUAUGGGCUCCAAAAAACAUUUGAGUGGACGCUGCUUGGUGGUUGAGCAAUCACUCAUCGUGGCAGAUGGUGCAGCAGUGCACAUUUCUUUCUGCGAUCCUUUCGGAUGUGCAGAAGUUGGGGAAAUUAAACAAGCGGGUGGGCAUCUUCAACUUUCGCGCUGCGAGGCCCUUUAUGAUGGCGGUUGCCUGCGUGUGCUUCGUGGUCUCAAGCAAACUGCCGGCACAAUUAGUAUGGUCAGGUGCACUGCGCACGCCCGUGCGGGUCCUGGUGGCUGCAUGGCUUUCACUUCCAAGGAUCCCGAUAUUCAAACAUCAGGGAAGCUAGAACUUGAGGAGUGCGGCGGAGGAGGUGUAUCGAUGCGGGGUGACAGCCAGACAACUUGGCAGGGAGGCGGAACUGGUCAAGUCAUCAUUAAGGACUCUUCAGCAGACUUUGGGGCAGGUUUGAAUGGAGGAGGUUUGCUUUUGAGUGGCCUCACCAUGGUCGUGGACAACGUUCACGCCAAAAAGCAAGGAGGCGGCUUUAGACUUCGCGGUUUGACGCUCAAGAAUGCAAAAGUAAGCAUCCGUGACAGCUCUGCGAAGCAAGGUGGUGGGGGCAUCGCCCUUGAUGUAGUGAAGGGAAACUUAAGCGUUCACGGAGGGUUUCUCCGGGUAGAGCGCUGCCACGCAACGUUUGGUGGCGGGGGCGGUUUGCUUGUCAAUGGGACGCUCCUUGCCGAUGAAAAUGCCGAGCUCCUUGUUGCCAACUGUUCAGCGUCGCGCAGCGGGGGCGGAGCGGCUCUUGGCGAACUGAGACUCGCUGGACAUGCCCAUGUCAGCAUCUCAGACUGUGAUUCAAGGGAGUUCGGCGGAGGCCUCUACCUUGAUGGCAGGUGGCAGUCGAGCAACGCUGUAUUCCAAGCUCGAGACUGCACAGCCCGCAGCAGUGGAGGAUGUGCCUCCGUGGGAACUGUGGAUGUUGCGGGUCCCGGGAGCAUCUUCAACUUCACCGCAUGCACUUCGAAGCGUGGAUUUGGAGGAGGCCUGCAUGUUAGGGGCUUGAUGAUCGGCCGGGAUUUGACCAUGUCGGUUUCCGAGGGAACUGCGCAGGAGGGAGGAGGUUGCGCUUGGUCGAAGGAUGCAGAUUUCAGUGGGGGCCAGAUGACAUUCAGCAUUUGCCACGCGGGACAUGGAAAUGGUGGAGGAUUGAUGUUGCAGGGCUCUUGGAACAGCAGAAAAACCUCUGCCACCUUCCAGGAUUGCAGGUCGGGUGUCAGUGGCGGUUGUUUUUUCUCGAAGGAAGCGGAGCUCACAGAUUCUUCGUUGAAGUUCGAUCAGUGCUCCGCAGUGUCAGGUCAUGGCGGAGGGCUCCGUGUGGAAGAUUCGCUUGUCAUGAAGAACGGCCUCCUGUCAGUCACCGAUGGCUCUGCGGGAAAAGGAGGAGGCUGCAUUGACGUGAAGCACUUCCAGGCCUCCCAGGGGGAAGUUACUUUGGGAAGAUGCCGGGUUGAAGAGGGAGAUGGCGGAGGCCUGCUUCUGCGUGGGAGGUGGACAAGUGAGGACAGCUUGGUGACCAUCAAGGACUGUGCCGUCACUGGCAACGGUGGCUGCGCUGCCAUGGGCUUUGCGCAGGUUACUGGUUGGAGGAGCAAAGUCAAGCUAGAGCAAUGCAGAGCCAUGCAAGGUUCUGGAGGUGGCUUGCAGAUUCGCAGUAAAUUGAUCACGAAAGAUGCUGACUUUUCACUGACACAGUGCAAGGCCAGCAAAGGUGGAGGUUGUGCCAUCAUCCAAAAUGCAGAUAUGGCCGGUGGAAAGUUAAGCUUUUUAAGCUGCAAUGCGCAGUCGGAAGGUGCUGCUGGCGGAGGCUUGCGUGUCGACGGCAAGUGGACAGCCCGUGAUACUAUUAUGAGCUUCGAAGACUGCAGUGCUGGCAGUCGGGGAGGUUGUGUUUCCGUUGGCAAUUUGAACAUUGCCGGAGCGAAGCGCAUUAGCUUCAAGACAUGUAAAGCCGGCAGGGGUGGGGGGGGAAUCUUUCUGGCCCAACAUUCCGUGAUUCGGUCUCCAGUACAAUUCGAGACCUGCUUUGCUGACGAAAGUUCUCGCAGUGGAGCAUUGCAUUCGCAUUCCAGCCUCGAGCUUGGGGAAGCUCACUUUAUUGGUGGCCACACCUUGCAGGUUGACGGUGACAUGUCUGUUCAAAGGUUCCAGUUGCAGGACAGCACUGAAGCUGGGAUUUUCAGCGUGGACGCCAAAAGUCUGGAUUUGAAAGAGUUUUUGGAUUGUCGUAGGAUGUCGGAAUGCAGCCUAAAAAGCCAGAGCCAGACGGCUUUGAAGGUGGCAGGAGUACAGUGCUCCGCACGAAGUGGCCGCUUUGUCACGGACAAGUCCCUGGAGUGUAGGAGAUGUCCUGGAGACACAGUUCAGCUGGAUAUUUCCGGCCGGGGACCUUGCAUGAGUUGCCCCAAGGAGGCUGAGAAGUGCAUCGUGAACCAGCUGAUCAUGCGCAAUGGAUUCAUGGUCAACCUGUCGAAUGUGAGCCAUUCCCUGCACUGUCCGAACCCUUCUGCCUGCACAGGGGGUGAUGUUUCGGAGCCUUUGUGCUUGCCUGGGCAUCAAGGCCCAGGCUGCGCUGACUGCGCAGAUGGCUAUGCGCGCUCCGAUGGUAGUGUGCUGGUGUGCGCCAAGUGCGAUUCAUCUUUGCAGAAAGCAAAGCAUUGGCUGAUGCUGGCUGUUAAGAGUACUGUAAUCUUCGGGUUGCAGGCGAAGGAUGUCCUGAGUGCCACGGAUGAGGUGAAGCUCAGCAGUGUUUUGAUGAAUCAGCUCAUGUCAUUUGGCACUGUGACGGCUACAGUUCUUGCAGCAGCUAUGCAAACUGCUACAGCCACCAGUGUCUUUGAGUCCUUGCUUGUAAGCUUCGCGGAGAACGUUGCAGAUGUUACUGCUAGCUCCAGUGGUGGUGUCAGCCACUCGACGGAGUGCACGAUCGCUGCUUUGGGUUGGAGACCAGAUUUGUGGCGGGUACAGCUGCUGAGUGGCGCUUUUCCAGCCCUUCUCAUUGCAGCUUGUGCGGUGCUGCGAAGUCAUAAGGUUGCACUGCUCGUUGGGAUCAAUUGUUUCUUCCCGGAUGUCAUGGCUGCCUGGAGCAAGUAUGGAGUUUGCUAUCGUGUCGAGGCGGAGGGAACGCACAGUGUUUAUGGCCUUCGAUGCCCGUACUUGCCAGAUGGUUCUGGUUCUCGCAUGCUGUUGCUUGUGUUUUUGGCCAUCAUUGUCAUGGUCAUAGGGGUGUCAAGCCUGUGGAUGUCCUUGAUCUACCACAGGCCGAAAACUACAGAUGAGAUACCGCCUAAGCAUGUCAUCUUUUUCACACGGCCCUACAAGAAGAGGCUUAGCUUAUGGGAAGGUGAGCGGCUGAUCCGCAAGACCUCACUGAAGAUGAUCUCGGCUGCUUUUCCUGUCACGUACUCCCCUUCGUUGCAAAUGCUAUUCUUGAGCAUUGUGCUAUUGUCGGCUCUGUUCCUCUAUGGCUUGAUCCACCCCUACCAGUCCAAGCUGUGGAAUCGUCUUGAGAUUGCUUUGUUGGCGGCUGCCUGCAUGAUGACUUGCUGUACCAGCUGCAUGUUAUCCAACGAUGCGCACUGGGGUCGAAGUUCCUUGGCGCAGCAGCUUCUCCUCUCCAGCAUUGCUGCCAUGGGGGGUGGGAUUUGUGUUGCCCUGAUUUAUGGGUGCCUUUCAGCGAUGCGGCGCGAGAGGGCUCAGAAGAAACUCUUGGAGCAACAGGCAACUCAGCAAACUCCUAGUCUGCAGAUGGUGGGGCCGGUGGAUGAGGCAGAGAAGGCCCCUGGCGGAAGCGCCUGA
Symbiodinium natans is the source of this 4464-nucleotide messenger RNA. The record is from the annotation of a GenBank genome assembly. NCBI's taxonomy places the organism in Eukaryota, Dinophyceae, Suessiales, Symbiodiniaceae.